Parasteatoda tepidariorum (common house spider) is the source of this 4099-nucleotide messenger RNA. The record is from RefSeq and is a predicted model, not a curated record. Lineage: Eukaryota; Metazoa; Arthropoda; Arachnida; Araneae; Theridiidae.
CUGAUGUUACGUCAUGAUCAAAUCGUGGCCGAUUUGUUAUUGUAGGAGUAAUGUGUAGAUGUCAAGCAAAGUUUACUUGAUAAACCUAUUGAUGAGCCAACGUACUUGUAAAAUUAAAUUUUUUAUUUUAAUUUUCUAAAUUUAUAGAAAUAUAUAUCUAUUUUUUUUGUUGAAUUGUAUAGAGACCACAUUCUUAAUAUUAUGGAGGACAAGUUUUGCUUUGCCAUUGAUCGAGGCGGUACCUUUACUGAUGUUUUCGCUGUUUGUCCUGGUCGUAAAGUUAAAGUUUUGAAGCUUUUGUCAGAUGAUCCUUCAAAUUAUAAAGAUGCUCCGAGAGAAGGAAUUCGACGUAUCCUCUCUGAAGUAACUGGAAAAAAAUAUGAAAUGGAUGAACCUUUACAAACAGAUGAAAUAGAUUGGAUUCGAAUGGGAACAACUGUUGCCACUAAUGCUCUCUUAGAAAGAAAAGGUGAAAGAAUUGCUUUAGUGAUUACAUCUGGGUUUAAAGAUGUUCUUCAUAUUGGGAAUCAGUCUCGGCCUAAAAUUUUUAGUUUGGAAAUAAAAUGUCCUGAAGAUUUGUAUGAAGAAAUUAUUGAAGUUGAUGAAAGAAUUGUUUUAGAAAAAAGCAAGUGUGAAAUUAAAAAAAUUUGCCCUACUUUAAUUAGUACUACAGGGGAGAACGUUAAAGUUUGGACUCCUUUAAAUGAAGAAAAACUUAGAAAUGACUUAAAUAUUGUUUUAUCAAAGGGAAUAAAAAGCUUGGCUGUUGUUCUAAUACAUUCCUAUAUGUUUCCUGAUCAUGAGCAAUAUGUUGGCAGAAUUGCUAAAGAAAUGGGUUUUGAUCAUGUUUCUUUAUCCUCUGAAGUAAUGCCCAUGGUUAAAAUUGUACCAAGAGGACAUACUGCGUGUGUAGAUGCAUAUUUAACUCCUUGCAUUAAAAGAUAUGUUACCAAUUUUUCAAAUGGAUUUGAAAAUAAAUUAGAAAAUGUCAAUGUGCUGUUUAUGCAAUCUGAUGGAGGAUUAACACCUAUGAAUUUGUUCUGUGGUUCAAGAGCUAUUUUAUCUGGUCCAGCCGGUGGUGUAGUUGGAUACAGUAAAACUACUUAUAGUAAAAAAUCACCUAUGCCUGUAAUUGGCUUUGACAUGGGAGGUACCUCUACUGAUGUUAGUAGAUAUGAUGGUUAUUAUGAUCAUGUCUAUGACACAGUUAUUGCUGGUGUUAACAUACAAGCACCUCAGCUUGACAUUCAAACAGUUGCUGCUGGCGGAGGUUCUAGAUUAUUUUUUCGUACUGGUCUUCUUGUUGUAGGGCCUGAAUCUGCAGGUGCUCAUCCGGGUCCUGUCUGCUAUCGAAAAGGAGGUCCUUUAACUGUGACAGAUGCUAAUCUUUGUCUUGGCAGAUUACAGCCAGAUUAUUUUCCUAAAAUUUUUGGAGCUACUGAAGAUUUACCUUUAGAUAAAGAUGGUACAAUCAAAGCUUUUGAAGAGUUAUCUGCAGAGGUCAGUCAGUUCAAUGACAGCCAAAGUGCAGAGAAAUCUAAAGAAGUUCAGUCCAUUGAAGAGCUUGCUUUAGGAUUCAUAAAAGUAGCAAAUGAGGCAAUGUGUCGUCCAAUAAGAGCUUUGACACAAGGAAAAGGCUUUGACACAUCACAACAUAUUUUAGCUUGCUUUGGUGGUGCUGGUAGCCAACAUGCUUGUGCAAUUGCUAAAAAUUUGGGUAUUUCUUCAAUCUUUAUACAUAAAUAUGCUGGUAUUCUUUCCGCAUUUGGCAUGGCUCUCGCUGAUGUUGUUUCUGAAGAACAGGAGGCUUGUGUUGAAGUUUAUUGUCCAGAAAACUAUCAGUAUUUUGAUGCAAAAAUUAAUGAACUGUCCACCAGAUGUUGCGAAAAUUUAAAGUCACAGGGUUUCAAAGAGGAAGAGCUUAGUUUUGAUGUAUUUUUAAACAUGCGUUAUGAAAGAACUGAUUGUUCAUUGAUGUGUCCACCUUUUCCCUUUGCAUCUGCUUUGUCAUGUGCUCACGGAGACUUUUUGAAAUCCUUUUUGGAAAGGUACAAAAGAGAGUUUGGAUUUUGCAUCCCUGAUCGACCAAUCAUUGUUGAUGACAUUCGUGUCAGAGCUAUUGGAAAUAGGCAUCUGAAUUUGGCCGAUACUAUUGAGGAAGCAGCAGAUCCUCCACAGCAUAAAGAGAUUGUUCAGUGUUACUUUGAUGAUGGUUAUAAGGAAACUAAAAUAUUUCUUCUAUCAGAUUUGUUAUAUAAGCAUGAAAUAUAUGGUCCUGCAAUAAUUAUAGAUGUUAAUUGUACCAUUUUGGUAGAACCAGAUUGUUUAGCAUCUGUAACUAAAGAUGGAAGUAUUCUAAUGAAGGUAUUAAAAGCAUCUGUACAGGGUAUUUCUACAGAAUUGGAUAUGAUUCAACUGUCUAUCUUUUCUCAUCGUUUCAUGAGUAUAGCAGAACAAAUGGGAAAAAUACUGCAGAGAACAUCUGUUUCUACUAACAUAAAAGAGAGGCUUGAUUUUUCAUGUGCACUCUUUGGGCCAGAUGGUGGACUUGUGUCAAAUGCACCUCACAUUCCAGUUCAUUUAGGUGCUAUGCAAGAAGCUGUGCAGUUUCAAAUGAGACAUUUGGGAGAUAACAUACAUGACGGGGAUGUUAUUUUAAGUAAUCAUCCAUGUGCUGGUGGUAGUCAUCUUCCUGAUUUGACUGUGAUCACUCCUGUAUUUCAUGAAAAUGUGCCUAAACCUGUAUUUUUUGUUGCUUGUCGUGGCCAUCAUGCCGAUAUUGGAGGUCUGACGCCAGGAUCGAUGCCUCCCAGUUCAACAUCAUUACUUCAAGAAGGAGCAAGUUUUGUGUCUUUCAAGCUUGUGAAGGAGGGUAUAUUUCAAGAAGAAGAAGUGACUGAAAUGCUGAAAGCUCCUGGUCUUCUUCCUGGAUGCUGCGGAACCAGAAAUUUAAGUGAUAAUCUCUCUGAUUUACGUGCUCAAGUGGCUGCUAAUAGAAAAGGUAUAACUUUAGUUCAUGAAAUUAUCAAGCAAUACAGUUUAGAAGUUGUGCAAUCUUAUAUGACUUAUAUACAGCAAAAUGCUGAGUUAGCAGUGAGAGACAUGUUAAAAGAAAUUGGAGAAACAUCUCGUAAAUCCAGAGGUACUACAACACUGGCAGCUAGUGACUGUAUGGAUGAUGGCACUGUCAUUAACUUAAAAAUUGAUAUCGAUGUUGAUAAAGGCAGUGCAGUUUUUGACUUUUCUGGUACAGGGUAUCAGGUAUAUGGAAAUUGUAAUGCUCCUAGAGCUGUUACUCUUUCAGCCAUUAUUUACUGCCUCAGAUGCAUGGUUGGUCACGAUGUCCCUCUGAAUCAGGGUUGUUUGGCUCCAGUGAAAAUAGUGAUACCAGAAGGAAGCAUCUUGUGUCCAUCAGACACGGCUGCUGUUGUGGGGGGAAAUGUAUUGACAUCCCAAAGGGUGGUAGAUGUCAUAUUUAAAGCAUUCAAAACUUGUGCUGCCUCUCAAGGUUGUAUGAACAAUAUAACAUUCGGAGAUGAAACUGUUGGAUACUAUGAAACAGUUGCAGGUGGUGCAGGAGCUGGUCCUGACUGGCAUGGCCGUAGUGGAAUCCAUACUCAUAUGACUAACACUAGAAUUACAGAUCCUGAAAUUUUAGAACGAAGGUAUCCUGUUAUAUUGGAAAAAUUCCACUUAAAUCCUGGUACAGGUGGAAAAGGAAAAUUUAAAGGAGGAGAUGGAGUUAUAAGAAAAUUGGUUUUUAGAAAAGACUGCAUGCUAUCAAUUCUAACAGAACGAAGAGUAUUUGCCCCCUAUGGAUUAGAAGGUGGAGAAGAUGGAAGUAAAGGACUUAAUUUAUUGAUACGCAAUGAUGGGCGUACUAUUAAUCUAGGAGCUAAAAAUUCAACCACUGUCCGUGCUGGAGAUUCAUUUCUGCUGCAUACGCCUGGAGGUGGAGGUUAUGGAAAACAAUGUGAUUGAGAACUUUUUAAUAUAAUUAGCUUAAAAUUAUUUUUGUAAAAUUUUAUAAUCAGAGAGUAAUAUUUGUUUAAAAAUUUGCUAUAAAUUUAUCAAUAAAAACUAUAUUUUUAAUUCACUA